UAUAGCCGGCAGGGCGAGGGCGGCAUCCCAGAGGCCGCCCCGGCCCCAGCAGCCGAGUGGUGGCACCGGAGUCCUGCCUGCCCGCCGCAGGUGCCCUGCGCUCAGAGCCGCCUCCGGAGUCAGAGUCAGCAGAGGAAGCCGAGCGCCCGGAAGCCUUCUCUGAAGAGCUAGCGGCCCGGCUAGGUCUACGGGAGCCUCAGGUGACCAGGGAGGUGCCGCGCUGCCCCGCGCAGCCGGAGGCCCAGCUUCAGACCCAAGGGAGUGCCCCUCUAGCCCUGGGGGCUGCUGGGCACUCGAGAACGUAGAACCCAGUUUGGGGCUUCUCCAGCCCCACACCGGUCACAGGGCUCAGGCUGGGUGAGCUCACUUCCUCACAUUCUUCCUGCUGCUGGCAAAGAAGGGAAGUGAUGGCAUGGACCGGUGGGCCAGGCGAGGGGACUAGCCUCAGGUGCUGAGGCCUAGGGGUCAGAUUGGGCGGGGGGCGACAGCUGAGGGGCACUGUGUGCUUCAGUGGGACCCUGGAGGUAUCCAAACUUGUCCCAGUGUCACCACCCACUGACCGGCGCCAAAGAAAGUGAAGGUUCCUUUUCUUUGGAAGAAUGAAGGACCCUGCCAAGUUCUGCUUCUGCCUCCCUCCCACCCUUCCUGGCCAGCCCUGGGCCUUGAUAAGAGGCACCUCUGAGCCUUCUCUUUGCUUCCUCUUCCCUUGCCCAAGACAGCUCACCUGUUUCACCUGGGGAGAAUCCAUUUCCUGUUCCCUACUUUCAGAAGGGCAUUGAAAGUUUGUCUGCUUCCAGCACAGGGAAAGGGUUGGGAGCCCGACCUGGACACAGCUGCCUGGAGGCCAUGUCUGGGGGAUGUGCCUCAGGUCGGCCUGUAGACGCCAAAAGGGGGGGCACUGGAGGUUACUGUGAGGCAUCAGGAGGGGUGAUCCUGGCACCCAGUGUGAUUUCCACUCUGGGGAGCAGGUUGGCCGCAGGUUGUCUCUGGCAGCGCGCGUGUGUGGAGCUUCCAGGCUCAGGGAGAGCUUGCUGGGGAUGGGGGUGGGCAAUCUCCUGUCCCCCUCCCUGCUUCCCUACCUCACUGAGGCUCAAACCAGAAUCUACCAGGCUCCAAGGUCCCUGGGCAGCAAGCACACUCCUCCACUUGUAACUGUCCUGGCUUCAGUUGGAAUGUUCCAUUCCAGCGUGGGGGUGGGGGAGGGUCAUGCUGUCUUCCUGCCAGGCACUGAGGGGCAGACAGAGACAUUGCAGUGCUGCUCAGGUGUGAACCCCCAGAACAGCAUGUCCUGACAAAGGCGACCCCCCUCGCCCCCCGUAGCCACACUGGGCCAGUGCUCCCUCGUCACAGGGUAGCCAUAGCUCCUGAGCUUUGGACUCUUCCUUCAGAACGGCUGUUGAGCCAAUUCCCAUCUUUUCUCAGUGGGCUUGCCUUUUUGGAAAGAGAGGUGAGGCAAGGUGGUGAGGUCUGAGGUUUCUGAGCAGAGGUGCAGGAAUCUGGAGCCUGGGGGGCAGGAUAGAUAGGGGUGGUGGUGGAUAGGCGGGGGUAAUGACCCUUUCCAUUUCCAGAUGAGGAAGCUAAGAUGCAGAGAGGGCCUGUGACUUGCCAAGGCCUUUCCUGGCUCCGGGGGCAGCCAGGAUUGCAGUGAAUGGGUUUCCCCCACCCCCGCCAUAAAGCUGUGCUCUUCGUUCUUAAGUUCCAGGUGGCUGGCCUUUAAAAUCCUACUGGUCACAGCCUGAAACUCGCCUCCUCAAGGUGUUCUUGACUCCCUGAGGGGAGGUGUCAGCUCUUCCUCAUUCAAGGCCACCUCCUAACAGCAUCUUCAUCGGGACCUUAGUCCUCCAGUCCCAUUCAGAGCCAGGGUGGUAGAACUCUCUGCCUUGGGUCUUGGUAAGGGCUAUCACCGGUGGGGAGAGCAAGUGGGCUUCUGAAGGGGGUGGCCUAGAGCACUGCUGGCCUAGGAAGUGACAAAACAGUGACCUGUGGGUACCCUCUCCCCUCUGUGCGUCCCCUCUCCCCUCUGUGCGUCCCUUCUCCCCUCUCUGCGUCCUGCAGCUGAGCUGGAGUGCCGAGGCUGUUUCCUGAUAAGACGGCAAAAUUCCUGUCUGCUCCCUGGGAACCUUUUGCUGCCCAAGGACUGUGGUUUGGAAGAACCUCGACACUCUGGUCUCAGUGUCCCAUUUUGGAAAAAGAGGAAGAGUAGUGAUGGAGACAGGACCUGUGGGCUCAGGAUCCCUGCCCAGGCCCUGCCUGCAGACCCCAGACGUUUGUUGGGGAUGCUGCCUGAAUCGAAAAUGGGUCAGGUCCUGAUGAGGGAGGGCCCAGCCUCCAGCCCAGACAGGCUGACGCUGCCUCAUGGUCCUGGAGGGCAGCCCCCCUCUAACUUGUGCCUGGUGAGCCACUGAGACAAGCCCUGCAGGGCCUCGCUGGAGCAGUGACAGCCCUGAGCAGUGACAGCGCAGAGCUCCUGUGGCUGGGGGGAAGGGGAGGAAGGAGGAGAAACAAAGGCGAAAGCGCCUGGCGCCGCCUGCUGCUGCCGUGAUGUGUCAGUCGGAGGCUCGCCGAGGACCAGAGCUCCGCGCUGCAGCGAAAUGGUUGCAGUUCCCCCAGCUGGCCCUGAGGCGGAGGCUGGGGCAGUUGAGCUGUAUGUCCAGACCCGCUCUGAAACUGCGCUCCUGGCCCCUCACCGUCCUCUACUACCUCCUACCCUUUGGAGCCCUAAGACCGCUCAGCCGGGUGGGAUGGAGGCCUGUGAGCAGGGUGGCCCUGUACAAGUCUGUGCCGACUCGCUUGUUGUCACGAGCCUGGGGCCGCCUCAACCAGGUGGAGCUGCCACAUUGGCUGCGCGGGCCCGUCUACAGCCUGUACAUUUGGACCUUCGGGGUGAACAUGAAGGAGGCUGCCGUGGAGGACCUGGACCACUACCGAAACCUCAGCGAGUUCUUCCGGCGCAAGCUGAAGCCACAGGUCCGGCCUGUGUGCGGCCUGCAUAGUGUGGUGAGGCCCCUUCCUCCCUCAGGAAGCAGCUGGGGACCGCCCCCCUCCCCCGGCAGCGGGGAGGGCGGAGUUGGAGUGCAUGCAGACAGAGGUGGUGGGCUCUCUCUCUGGGAGCCCCCCUGCCCAGCAAGCUUCUCCUGGCCCUUCCAGAUCAGCCCAUCAGAUGGAAAGAUUCUCACCUUUGGGCAGGUGAAGAACUGUGAGGUGGAACAGGUGAAGGGGGUCACCUAUUCCCUAGAGUCAUUCCUGGGCCCACGUACCUCCAUGGAGGACCUGCCCUCCCCACCAGUCACCUCCUGCCGCUCCUUCAAGAGCCAGCUGGUCACCAGAGAAGGGAACGAGCUCUACCACUGUGUCAUCUACCUGGCCCCUGGGGACUACCACUGCUUCCACUCCCCCACUGACUGGACCAUUUCCCACCGGCGCCACUUCCCAGGCUCCCUGAUGUCGGUGAACCCCGGCAUGGCCCGCUGGAUCAAGGAGCUCUUCUGCCACAAUGAGCGGGUGGUCCUGACUGGGGACUGGAAACAUGGCUUCUUCUCGCUGACCGCCGUGGGGGCCACCAACGUGGGUUCCAUCCGCAUUUACUUUGACCGGGACCUGCACACAAACAGCCCGAGGUACAGCAAGGGCUCCUACAACGACUUCAACUUCGUGACGCGUGCCAACAAGGAGGGCAUCCCCAUGCACAAGGGUGAGCAACUGGGUGAGUUCAACCUGGGCUCCACCAUCGUGCUCAUCUUCGAGGCCCCCAAGGACUUCAACUUUGAGCUGAAAGCAGGACAGAAGAUUCGCUUUGGGGAGGCUCUGGGCUCCCUUUAGAGCCUGUCCUGGCUGUGGCUGCUGAGGAAUUGUUUCCAAAAGGAGAGAAAUCUGAGGGUAUUUUACAUGGGAAACCCCACAAGGCGUCUGGGUUAGGGGCUGUCUCUGGGCCGUGUGGAGUCUGGCCAGGUAGGACCCAAAUGA
Molecule: messenger RNA, 3963 nt
Organism: Loxodonta africana (African savanna elephant)
Lineage: Eukaryota; Metazoa; Chordata; Mammalia; Proboscidea; Elephantidae
Gene: PISD
Product: phosphatidylserine decarboxylase
Exons: 8
Coding region: 2542-3819 (425 amino acids)
Biological process (GO): phosphatidylethanolamine biosynthetic process
Cellular component (GO): mitochondrion
Molecular function (GO): phosphatidylserine decarboxylase activity
Source: RefSeq, a predicted model, not a curated record